Molecule: messenger RNA, 2581 nt
Organism: Pangasianodon hypophthalmus (striped catfish)
Lineage: Eukaryota; Metazoa; Chordata; Actinopteri; Siluriformes; Pangasiidae
Gene: aif1l
Product: allograft inflammatory factor 1-like
Exons: 6
Coding region: 78-524 (148 amino acids)
Biological process (GO): ruffle assembly; actin filament bundle assembly
Cellular component (GO): actin filament; ruffle membrane
Molecular function (GO): actin filament binding; calcium ion binding
Source: RefSeq, a predicted model, not a curated record
CUCCAGCGCCUUGCGCUUAUUCUCCUCCGCCUCCUCACAAGAGAACAGGAGUUCCAUCGCUUCUGACCUGCUCUAUCAUGCCGUCUAAUCAGAAUGUACAAGGUGGGAAGGCGUUUGGAUUAUUGAAAGCGCAGCAGAGGGAGAAGCUAGAAGAAGUGAACAGGGAAUUCUUGGAGGAUCAGAAGUACAGCGAUGAGGAGGAUUUGGCAGAGAAGCUGGAUUCCUUCAAAAACAAAUAUGCAGAAUUUGACCUGAACGAUGAGGGAGAGAUCGAUAUGAUGGGUCUGAAGAGGAUGAUGGAGAAGCUUGGUGUGCCCAAGACACAUUUGGAGAUGAAGAAGAUGAUCUCAGAGGUGACUGGCGGCAGCAGCGACACCAUCAACUACAGAGACUUUGUUAAGAUGAUGCUGGGGAAGCGCUCUGCUGUGCUGAAAUUGGUGAUGAUGUUCGAGGACAAGGCUAACAGCCCUGACUGCAAACCAGAUGGUCCGCCACCAAAACGUGACAUCGCCAGCCUACCCUAGAGUGUCCUGGAAGCAGAGGCCACCAGUUCCCACCCAUUUCAAAUCCAGUGGGCUAAGUGUACAUAGCCUUAUCCAACAUCAUUUCUAAGAACCUAAGGGAAAAUCUGAGGUUUAGAGAAAGAUGGAGGGGAUAAAUGCCCAAAAAAAGAAAAGAAAAAAAAAAAGAGAUAGCUAUAUAAAUUUGCUGUGAAGAGGUCAAACCGCAGAUUAGCUUUUUUUAUAAGUCAAGAAAUGUAUAUAUUUAUAUGGAAAUAGGUCUUUUUGAAGUGUACUUAUUCCUUUUAAUGGAGUCGUUUGAUGAAAAUGAACAAAGUGUGUUUGUUAACAGUGCAGUGUGUAACAUUUGAACGUGUAUUAAGUGUACUGUGUGGGAUAAGACCAUUUUAUUUCCGAAAAUUUUACAAUAUUUUAAUUUAGAACUGAGAUUAAGGUGUUUGUCUUCCCAGCCACACAUUUAUUUUGAGUGCUUUUUCAUUAGCCAGAUAAGUCUAAUUCAAUUAAAUGAAAGCAUUUGGUCUUAAAUUCUCACUAACCUGUAGCUGCAAUGUCCAGUCACGUAAGUUGUAAGGUAAUGCCAAUAAUACCUAUAUGCCAUUUUAUAGUAGGACAGUUAGAGGCAUUUACACUCACUGGCCACUUUAAUAGGAUAAUGUUUUUCAGUGUUGGUAAAUGACAGGCUGGUUUGAGAUAAGAAAGCACACGGGAUCAAGCCGACAGGAAGGCCACGGUAACGCAAACAACCACUCUUUACAACCGUAGUGAGCAGAAAAGCAUCUCAGAAUGCAUAACACGCCAAACGCCGAGGCGGACGGGCUACAGCAGCAGGUAGGAAUCUGAGGGUACAAUCGGCACAGGCUCACUGAAACUGGAAGGGGAUAUUUUUCCAAUCCUAAAUCAUCCAAUUUCUGUGAGCCUGUGCCCAUUAUAGCUUCAGAUUGCUGUGAAAUUCCCAGGAGAUCAGCAGUUUCUGAAAUAAUCAAACCAGCGCAUCUGGCACUAACAACCAUGCCAUGGUCCAAGUGGACAGUGAGUGUAUAUAUAUCCAUUCUUGGUACUUUAAUAUUAUAGGGAUUUUUUUUUUUUUUGGUCUGAAUUUCCAUCACAGAAGGGGGCCAAGAAAGCAAAGGAGGAGGAUUCACAGGCUUUUGCUAGUUUCUGCUAGUAGCAGGUUUCAUUCCUUCUAGCUUAUAUACCUCAUAGCUUUCCAUUCAUGUUCAUCCUCUUUUUAAUUUUUUUUGUUCUUUUUUUCCCGGGCUGUGUGACUUGUCUGAGUUAAGAUGUGAUUAGUAUUUUUAGUGAAACACUGUUAGCUAAGCACAAAACAAUGUAUAGUUUGUUACAAACAUCUAGGGUCCAUUUUAUAUUCAUCAAGAUCGAUGCAUCACACUUGGAAAAAUGCCAUAAUUCUACACUCAUUGAAACAGGGUCACUUUCUGCUUACUGUAAAUCAAGUUGAAAUCAGGCUUUCCAAGUGCCUCACACAGUUCUGAUGUAGCCAGUUUACACUCAGCGUGUACAAAAUGGUUUUGUGUAUAAAUCAUUUCGAGUCUUUAAAUUUAUUCCUCACUCCCACAUGCAUCUCCUCUCAACUCACUGACUGUGAUGUUCUCGAAAACAUUUCCAUUUGUGCUAUUUAUUUCAUAAUUCUUUACAGCACGUAUCAGUAAUUCCUAGCUCGGUAGCUAAUCGUAACAAAAGAGGCUGAAUUUCCGAAUGAACCGUUUUCUUUCCACACGUAUCAUAUGUAUCUCUUGGCCUAUAGGCUCAUGUGUUUCCAAUCAUUUUAUAAUUUUAUCCAGUUUAUGUAGAAAUUGUGCGUCUCUUUGAAUUUUUAUUUUUUUUCAUUCCUGUUUAAGUGCAAAAUUUGAAAAUAUGAAUUAGCAGUUGCACUGUAUUUUUAUUUAGAGUUUUUAGAUUACUAUUAUUAGUAUGUUCUUUCAGCAUAAUAGUGAAUGCAGGCAUUUUCUUAUACGGUAGUUCACAUGGGGUUUUUUGUUUGUUUAUUUUAUUUUUUUGCAAACACCAAAGGAAAUAAAGAUCAUAUUGUGACACCGGAA